AUGCCCCAGCAGGUAACCCUGCCCUGGCAGUCCGACAUGCAGCUGGCCGGCAAGCUGGUCCUCUCCGCCGCCGCUCUGCUCUUCCUGACUUUGGCGUACAGGUUUUAUAAGUCCCGCUCGCUCGCCGGGGGCAAAAUCCCGCUGGCUGACGCGGGAGGAGAGCAGAGGGAAAACGCUGCCCGGGAUGGGGAUGGUGCAGUGGGUCUGCGACGGAGAAGGGUGUUUGGUGAGGAGGUGAGGAAGGAUGGCGGGGAGGCACAAGCGAGCGGUCAAGCGAGCGUCCCUGCGAUGCAGCACACGCUUCCCCGGGGGGAUCGAAGUCUGCCAAGGGGUGAGGAGGAGGAGGAGGAGGAAGGAGAGGAGAUGGUUUCUGAACUUGGGCUGACUUGCAGGAGAGCGGGGAUGGCCGGGAGGGGAAGUGAGCUGGGAAGCAAGCCGGGAAGCGAGCUGGGAAGUAAGUUGGGAAACAAGUCAGGAAUCGAGCCGGGAAGUGAUCCGGGAAGCGAGACAGGAAGCAAGCCAGGACACAAGCCAGGAAGCAAGUUGGGAAGCAAGCCAGGAAGCGAGCCGGGAAGUGAGCCGGGAAGCAAGCUGGGAAGUGAGCUAGGAGGUGAUCUGGCAAGCAAGCCAGGAAGCGAGCCAGGAAGCGAGCCGAGCUCUUAUGGCCCUGGGGACACAGCCGGAACACUGAGAAGCUGCGGGGAGGAGGGCACACUUGCCCCAACCACCGGGCUUUCCCCCAGGAUUGCUAAUGCCCAGAUGGCACGGGACGGACACACCCAAAGCACAGAACAGAAUUUGGCCGGUGGAGGAACGAUCUGGGAGUCCAAGGGGUGCAGGGGGACAAUCCAGACCCUCAGUGUCACCUCAGACCUGGGGCUAACGAUGACGGCGAGCAACACAGGGUCAGACACCUCCUACUCUUUCUCCUCAGUCGCAAAGAUCCAGGUGGAGGAGAACUACAUCGCCGAGCGGCAGGCGAAGGACGGGGCUGGGCAGCCAGUCCCUGGCCUCAAAGGCAAAGUCUACGACUACUAUGUCCAGUCCAUCUCCCAGUCAGUAUCAAAGAAGAGGUCUCUCUCCUACAUCCCUCUGGGAACAUCCCGGCGCCGCAGCUCAGAGCGGGUCAAUGAAGAGCUGCAGAGCUUUGCAACCCAGGAACUGGACCCAACUUCAGCAACGCAGGAUCCCACCACCUCCUCCAUAGCUCCAUCAACUACAGGGAGCUUGGAAAUCUCCCUUGAGCCACCAUCUCCUGGCCGCAAGGACAGCAUCCUCCAGAUCGCCGACAGCCCCCAUCUCCAACUGCCCAUGGAGGGUUUUGGGGUCACAGCACCAGCCGGCAUGCCGCCUGCAAGCCCCCGGCCAGGGCUGGUGGCCAGUGCUGACCUCUUCCAAAUGCCACCACCCACCCACCUGGACCUGGGGAACUGCUAUGAGGUCCUCUGCACAGCCAAGGCGCAGAAGCUCAGACACCUCCAGGAGGCUGCCUACAAGGUGAUGAGCAACAACUACCUACAGGUGUUGAGGACACCUUCCAUCUAUGGCCGCCUCAACGCCAGUGAGCGGGAGCUUGUCCUGCAGCGGAGGAUGAAGGGGAAGAUGUACGUGGCUGUGGCAGACAUCAACGUGCAGGAGCCUGGCCUUCACACCAGCCGCCUCUGCUACUAUGAUGACAGAGGGGACUGCUGGCAUCACCUCUGCCACGUGCCACCAGAGGUGGUCUCCCGGGGGUGCGCCAUGUGCAGCAUGUUCAACUACCUCUUCGUGGUGGCUGGCUGUGAGGGCACAGGCCGGAUGCAGAGACCCUCCAACCGUGUCUUCUGCUAUGAUCCCCUGACUAACAUCUGGAGGGAGAUCUGCCCCCUGAACCAAGCACGGCCGCACUGCAAGCUCGUGGCCUUGGACGGCCACCUCUAUGCCAUCGGUGGCGAGUGCCUCUACACAGUGGAGCGCUAUGACCCCCGGAAGGACUGCUGGACCUUCACCGCACCCCUGCCCCAUGACACCUUUGCCGUGGCCCACAUGGCCACAGUGUGUGACGGGGAGAUCUACGUGACAGGAGGCACCUUGCGCUACGUUCUGCUGCGUUAUGCCGCCCGCUCAAACAGCUGGAGCGUCAGCCCAGUCGGCGGUGGCAAGGAUAAGACGGCCGAGAUGGUGAGCGCCAAUGGCUUCAUCUACCGCUUCGACCUCCACCGCAGCAUGGCCAUCAGUGUCUACCGCUGCGGAGCCAAGGCCAAACUAUGGUAUCAGUGUGCCACCUACGCCAUGCCCAAUCUGUCCACGUUCCAGUGCGCCGUGGUGGGCAGCCUGGUACACUGUGUUGGCCGGCACUUCCACAUACGCUUCUUGGCCGACCACAUCUCACCACGCUUUGGGACCAAGGAGCUGCAGCCCUUCCCAUCGCCCCGUGGCAACCUCCUCCCAGCUGUCCUGGUGCUGCCAGAGGGAGGGAUGACGCAAACGCAGGUUUGA
Molecule: messenger RNA, 2478 nt
Organism: Nipponia nippon (crested ibis)
Lineage: Eukaryota; Metazoa; Chordata; Aves; Pelecaniformes; Threskiornithidae
Gene: KLHDC7A
Product: kelch domain containing 7A
Molecular function (GO): protein binding
Source: RefSeq, a predicted model, not a curated record